Molecule: messenger RNA, 2133 nt
Organism: Colletotrichum spaethianum
Lineage: Eukaryota; Fungi; Ascomycota; Sordariomycetes; Glomerellales; Glomerellaceae
Product: 1-phosphatidylinositol 4,5-bisphosphate phosphodiesterase 1
Exons: 2
Coding region: 1-2133 (710 amino acids)
Biological process (GO): phosphatidylinositol-mediated signaling; lipid metabolic process
Molecular function (GO): phosphatidylinositol-4,5-bisphosphate phospholipase C activity
Source: RefSeq, a predicted model, not a curated record
AUGUUCCAGUUCUUGCGCCGCAAGGCUCCGGGCGACGAGACGACGCGGAGGAAGCGAACCCUCACGAUGCCCCUGUGGUCCUCAUCCAACAAGACCUCGGCCAACACUCUCAGGAAAAUGGUUGGCCUCACCACCAUCCUAGCACCAACGCACGACGGAUUCCACUUCAAACCCGCUCAGCCGAUGCCCCUAAUCAACAUCAUCAACGUGGACGGCGCAACCGACCCUUCCUCUUCCUCGUCCGCCUCCGGCCCGAAAGACGCACCCGCGGUCUCGACCCCCGACGAGAUCCUGCUCAGCUUCGCCAUCCAGACCCGACUCAAGAAGAUCUUUGACGACCUGCGCUCGCGCCGCUCCUCGUUAUCCCGCGACCCCUUCGUGACCCGCGAUCAGCUGCUCGUGUUCCUCGAAAACACCCAGGGCGAGACCGACGUCGAGGAUGUCCUGCCCGAAGAGAAGGAAAGAUACAACUUUGGCGAGUUUCUCGAGACGUGGUGGAGGCAUUACGGAUGGGAUGCGGUUCGACCUCUGAGGAGUGAGGACAAGGACUUGAGCCGGCCGAUCACAAACUACUUUAUCAGCAGCAGCCACAACACGUACCUGGAGGGCAACCAGCUUGCCUCCAAAAGCUCACCCGAGGCUUACAAGACGGUUCUCCGCCGCGGAUGCCGGUGUAUCGAAAUCGAUGUCUGGAACGGAGACACCCCGAUCACGACCCAGGAGGGCACCAGGCCUGACCAUUCGAGGAACCUGUCCGGCUCCUCCCUGCCCAAUGUAGCGGCGAGCGUCAAGGAGACGGUCGAGGAUAUUCUCACCGAUCGCAACGGCCACGGCAACGGACACAGCAGGAACACAAGCAGCGCCAGCAGAUCUCUCAACCCCCGCGAUAGCGCCACGCUGCUGGGACCCAGCGAGUCCACGGAAUCCCUGGGCGCCACUCUUCGUCCUCAGUCUGCGAGCAAGAACCGCCUACCGUAUCCCAGAGACGAGCCCAUCGUCACCCAUGGCUGGACCCUGACUACCCCGUGUGGCUUCCGGGAGGUGUGCAGGGCCGUCCGCGAGUCCGCCUUUGAGACCAACGAGCUGCCCAUCAUAGUCAGCCUCGAGGUCCAUGCCGACAAGGAGCAGCAGGAGGCCAUGGUCAAGAUCAUGAAGCAAGAGUGGGAGGGCAUGUUGCUCGACAAGUCUUGGGAGGGCAUUGACCCCCGUUUCCGUCUUCCCAAGCUCGAGGAACUGAAGCGCAAGAUCCUCGUCAAGGUGAAGAAGGCUCCUAACAAGAUCGAAGUGCCUACAAGCACGGCGGCGCUAUCGCAUGUCUUCGCCAAUGACGAGGACGCCUCGGGCUCCGACGACGAGCGGAACAAGGAAGUACCGAAAGCACCAAACACACCCAAGAUCGACGCUCCUGUCAAGGUCAACAGCGGAAACGAGCCGCCCAAGAGCACCAAAGUGGCCAUUUGCCAGGCGCUUAGCGGCCUGGCCAUCUAUACACACAGCGAACACUUCAAGAGUUUCGAGACGCCAGCGGCCAAGAAGCCGAGCCACAUCUUCUCGAUAAGCGAGAGCAGGAUCCUCGAGUUACACACGACCAAGGCUCGCGAGAUGUUCACUCACAACAAGAACUUCUUCAUGCGGGCCUUCCCCAACGGCGCGCGCGUGGACAGCUCCAACCCCGACCCCAGCCUAUUCUGGCGCAAGGGCGUGCAGAUGGUCGCCCUCAACUGGCAGUACCUCGACGAGGGCAUGAUGCUCAACGAGGGCAUGUUCGCCGACGAGGAGGGAUGGGUCCUCAAGCCCAUCGGCUACCGAAGCUCUGACAAGGACACCAUCACCGAGGUUGACGCCGCGCCGCAAGGUGACCUGGAGCUUACCGUCACCAUCAUAGCCGGCCAGCACAUCUGGACGGCCAGCGACUCCGCCAGCGACAGCAGCCGUGCCAAGCACCUCCGACCCUUUGUGAAGUGUGAGCUUCACGUCGAGAUCGGGGCUGUGAACGGCAAGGCGGCCGACGAAGACGACUUCAAGCUCAAGACAAGCGCGAAGAAGACGGACCACCCCGAGUGGGACAACGGCGCCCGGCUCAAGUUUCCCAAGAUCUCGAGGGUGGUGGAAGAGUUGAGUUUCCUCAGGUAA